Olea europaea var. sylvestris is the source of this 2983-nucleotide messenger RNA. RefSeq names its product beta-Amyrin Synthase 2-like. NCBI's taxonomy places the organism in Eukaryota, Viridiplantae, Streptophyta, Magnoliopsida, Lamiales, Oleaceae. Gene Ontology annotation, cellular component: lipid droplet. Gene Ontology annotation, biological process: triterpenoid biosynthetic process. The coding region runs from base 1 to 2166 and encodes 721 amino acids. Gene Ontology annotation, molecular function: beta-amyrin synthase activity. The record is from RefSeq and is a predicted model, not a curated record. The transcript has 15 exons.
AUGCAGUUUCUACGAGAGAACGAUUUCAAACAGACAAUACCCCGAGUCAAAGUUGAAGAUGGAGAAGAUAUAACCUAUGAAACAGUAACAGCCACGCUUAAAAGGGCUGUCCAAUUCUUCUCAGCCUUGCAAGCCAGUGAUGGCCAUUGGCCUGCAGAAAAUGCUGGUCCAUUGUUCUUUCUUCCACCUUUGGUCAUGUGUCUGUAUAUUACUGGCCAUCUUAACACUGUGUUUCCAGCAGAACAUCUCAAAGAAAUUCUCCGCUACAUUUACUGUCACCAGAACGAAGACGGCGGGUGGGGUUUACACAUAGAAGGCCAUAGCACAAUGUUCUGCACCACUCUGAGUUACAUUUGUAUGCGUAUACUUGGAGAGGGACCGGAAGGUGGCAAAAACAAUGCCUGUGCUAGAGCAAGAAAAUGGAUACUUGACCAUGGCACUGUUACAGCAAUACCUUCAUGGGGGAAAACCUGGCUUUCGAUACUUGGAAUAUUUGACUGGUCAGGAAGCAACCCAAUGCCCCCUGAGUUUUGGAUCCUUCCAUCUUUUCUCCCCAUGCAUCCAGGUUUGAGCUGUUCGAGUAGAAUGGUGUAUAUGCCCAUGUCAUAUUUAUAUGGCAAAAGAUUUGUUGGUCCAAUUACUCCUCUCAUUUUACAACUGAGAGAAGAGCUGUAUGAUCAACCCUACAAUAAAAUUAAUUGGAGGAAAGUUCGCCAUGUCUGCGCAAAGGAGGACCUCUAUUAUCCUCAUCCAUUGAUACAAGACUUCAUGUGGGAUGGUCUCUACAUACUUACAGAACCUCUUCUAACUCGUUGGCCUUUCAACAAGUUACGAGAAAGGGCUCUUCAAACCACAAUGAAGCACAUCCACUAUGAAGAUGAAAAUAGCAGGUACAUAACAAUAGGAUGUGUAGAGAAGGUGCUAUGUAUGCUGGCCUGUUGGGUCGAGGAUCCCAAUGGGGAUUAUUUCAUGAAGCAUCUUGCAAGAAUCCCUGAUUAUAUAUGGAUCGCUGAAGAUGGAAUGAAGAUGCAGAGUUUUGGAAGUCAAGAGUGGGAUACUGGUUUUGCCAUACAAGCACUGCUGGCUAGUGAUCUUACAGAAGAAAUCGGCCAGACUCUUAUGAAAGGGCAUGACUUCAUAAAGAAGUCUCAGGUCAGAGAUAACCCUUCUGGUGACUUCAAAGCCAUGCACCGGCAUAUUUCUAAAGGAUCGUGGACUUUUUCAGACCAAGAUCAUGGAUGGCAAGUAUCUGACUGCACUGCAGAAGCAUUUAAGUGUUGCCUUCUCUUCUCAAUGAUGCCACCUGAAAUUGUUGGUCCCACAAUGGAAACUGAAAGACUCUACGACGCUGUCAAUAUAUUGCUUUCCUUACAGGUAUCAAUGUUUUAUCCUCUGACCAAUUAUAAAGUAACUUCUCAAGUUUUUAGCAAAAAUGGUGGGUUAGCUGCAUGGGAGCCUGCAGGAGCCUCAGAGUGGUUGGAGAUUCUCAAUCCUACAGAAUUUUUUGCCGACAUUGUUAUUGAGCAUGAGUACAAUUCACCUCAUUUGUAUGUCGAGUGCACUUCAUCUGCAAUACAAUCUCUAGUUCUGUUUAAGAAAUUGUACCCAGAACACCGGAAGAAAGAAAUAGAAAGCUCUAUAGCGAAGGCUGUGAAAUACCUCGAGGAUGUUCAAAAGCCUGAUGGAUCAUGGUACGGAAAUUGGGGAGUGUGCUUCACAUAUGGCACUUGGUUUGCCCUUGGAGGACUAGCAGCAGCUGGCAAGAGCUACAACAAUUGUCCAGCCAUUCGCAAAGCUGUCGGGUUUCUAUUAAAAGCACAAAGGGAAGAUGGUGGAUGGGGAGAAAGCUAUCUUUCCUGCCCCAAUAAGGAAUAUGUACCUCUGGAAGGAAAUCGAUCAAACUUGGUACACACUGCAUGGGCUAUGAUGGGUCUAAUUCAUUCUGGCCAGGGGGAUAGAGAUCCUACUCCUCUCCACCGGGGAGCAAAGCUUUUGAUCAAUUCUCAGUUGGAAAACGGUGAUUUUCCUCAACAGGAAAUUACAGGAGUUUUCAUGAAGAAUUGCAUGUUACAUUACGCAGCAUACAGGAAUAUAUACCCCCUAUGGGCUAUAGCAGAUUAUAGAAGGAGUGUACCACUACUAUCUGCACCAGCCAAAAGCAUCUAACAACUACAUAAUUAAUAUCGUUCCACCGAAUUGAUGAGAGCAGUCUAUUUAAGCUUUACUUGUUUGAUUUUCUUAUCAAUACACGCAUUUAUACUACUUUAUUCUUUCAUUAAUCAUGCAUUGUUAUACAAGAGAGAUAUAUCAAUAAAAAGAUUUAUAUAUAUAUGUCCAAUUUAUCUCUGCGCACAAUGUCUACAAAUUCCAUAAACAUAAAACAGAAUAACAUGGUAAACCGAAAACGUAGUAAUGUGAAACCUUCUGUUAAAAAGAAUAAAAAUGAAAUUGUCAGUCAGAAAAAUAAAACCGUCUUCAUGAAAACACUCCAAAAAAAAAGGUUGAUGGAACCUUCACACGGUUAAAAGUUGUUUUCUUUGCUUGGCUAAGCAGAAGAAAAAGUAAUAUAAAAUAAAUUACACGAGCAGUUGGGGAACAGGGAUUAUAUUAUUGCAAAAUACUCCAUAAAAAUCUGUUACUGGCAUGAAUAAUUGAUAGAAGGAUCAGCAAGAAGGUUUGAUCAAUGCAGGAAACUCAGUGGCAGCUAAGUGUUGGUCUAAGUCUAGAUUAGCAUUCAAUACUAGAAUGCAACCCACGCCUUUUCUCAAAACCCAUCACCAAUGCAUCAGCAUGUGGUGGAAUUGAUUUCGAAGAGGUUGCGAAUGUCGCUAUGUCAUUGCUUAAACAAGGACAGGAGCCAUCUUCAUUUGUAAACUGCCAUUGAUGUUCCUACUCAGACCUUUUACUAUAUGUCAUCAUAUCCAUUAUCGCUUUAGUAGUGCAAAUAAUUUAAGAAAUUGAAAUAAAAUUUGAGAAAAAAAAA